Molecule: messenger RNA, 765 nt
Organism: Chaetura pelagica (chimney swift)
Lineage: Eukaryota; Metazoa; Chordata; Aves; Apodiformes; Apodidae
Gene: EVI2A
Product: ecotropic viral integration site 2A
Exons: 1
Coding region: 1-765 (254 amino acids)
Cellular component (GO): membrane
Source: RefSeq, a predicted model, not a curated record
AUGAAGACAGAAAGGCAUAGCAAACCAUAUUUGGCCUUCCCUGUUGUGAUAAUCUUUUCUUUGUGCCUGCAAACGAGUGCAAACCACACUGAUUAUCCUCAGGUUACAAAUGAGACCUGGAAUCCUAUCAGCCAAAACCUCAGUGGAAGCCAGAACAUAACAGAAGCCAAUACAAAUUCUCCUCUGAGCAUCAAUUUCAGCAGUAAAACACCUAGUUCUCAAAUGCAGACAAAUACCCUGCUACCCUUAUCCUCCACCUUGGCCCAAAAUUCAACAUCUUCCCCUGUCAGAAAAGCUGUUCCUGUCACUGGAGGACCAAGGAAUAUCAGCAAAUCCAAGGGUACAGUGACAAAAGAAACAUGUGAAGACAAUAAGUCUCUUAUACUGAUUUGCUUUAUUAUAAUAGCAGUACUUGUGCUUAUCUGCACCUUCUUAUUUCUGGCAACAGUUAUAAUAGCAAACAAAAUGUCCUAUCUCAAAAAAACUCAGCAAGGAAAACGUAGGCCCAGGAGCAAUGGUGAUAUUGUGGCUACUAACAGCUUCUGGCCAACAGCAGCAGGAACAUGGCAGAGGAUGCCAAGGGAGACAAUUGAAACAGACUUGAUAAUGCAAGACUUGAUAACAGGAAGAGAUGCUGCAACACAAAGGAAAUCCAAAGAUGAAACUACUGAGAAACUCACUAAAGAAACAAACAACGAACAGGAAAACAAAGAACCAUCGAAGUCACACAAACCCAUUUUAACCAAUUUUGUAGUUGAGAUUUAA